AUGUUGACUGCAGAAUCUAAAAACAUACUGCAGUCCAAAAAUAUUAUGUUAAUUGAUGUUUGAGUGACAUGGGAAAUUCUUGAAUAUGGAAAGUCCCAGGGUCUUCAAUGUACAUUGGAUAAGGUAGAUCAAGCUCAAAGGAUAAACCCAAAAGACUUCAAAGAGAAGUACAAUGAAGUAAAGCCAUCCAAAUCUGACACUCUGUUUUUUUCUGAUCUAGCUGGAGUGAGAAGCAAGAAGGCUUUAUGCACAGCAAUAUCUUUGGGCUUUAACAGUACUUAA
This is a messenger RNA of Choloepus didactylus (southern two-toed sloth), 282 nucleotides long. It is a transcript of the gene TSTD3, whose product is annotated as thiosulfate sulfurtransferase like domain containing 3. Gene Ontology annotation, cellular component: mitochondrion. The record is from RefSeq and is a predicted model, not a curated record. NCBI's taxonomy places the organism in Eukaryota, Metazoa, Chordata, Mammalia, Pilosa, Megalonychidae. Gene Ontology annotation, molecular function: thiosulfate-cyanide sulfurtransferase activity.